GGUACCGAUAUUGUCUACAGAGAUUUAAAGGCCAUGUUUUGCCUAACACUUUUCAAAAUCUCGAUUUAUUUGCAGCAUUUGGCGCCAAACCUAGCAUUUCGAGAGCCUCAAGAAUAACAACAAAGAAAGGACAGCGUGGAACGAUCGGAGAGCAUUGCCCCGCCCUCAUUGCUUUGCUCUCUCGGAGCCCUGUCACCGUAUGUUGGAACCAGGACGACAGCCUGACCCAUUGGAAGAACCAAGCAAGUGGAAGGCGAUAAAGGGUUGCACGCUCUCGUGCUCGAGGCUGUGAGCGUUGCCCUUCGAUCGAGGACGAAAGAAAAUGGCAGACUCAGACCAAGCAGACGAAGUGGCAUCCCCAGAGGAUGAAGCUGAUUCUGUUGGCCCAGGAGAAGGAUCAGCCGCCCCCUCCGAAGACGGAGAAAAAGGAAUAGAAAAGAAUUACGAAUCAGAAGACGACAACAUCAGUGCUGACGGCGAUGAUGGGGGAGGAGAUGAAUCUGACUCUUCGAGUAGCAGUGGCAGCGAAGACGAUGAAGAUGAUGCAGUGCCAGAAAUUGAACGACGCAGAAGAGAGAACAUCAAAAGGAACGAGGCCGUGCUUGCUCAGCUUGGGCUUCAAAGCAAGGAUGAGGGGGGUGUCCUGGGGAAGAAGCAAACCUCUCAUCGAAAGCGAAGACGGACGAGCGUGGGGUCUGAUGCAGCCAACGCCGAACCCAAACGAAGAAGCAAAAGAUCAACAGGGGCAGUCAGCUAUGCAGAACAACCACUGCGAACAUUAUUGGAAGGCGACAAUCCAUCGAAACCAAAACCGGAAAAAAGGGAAGAUGGGCCCAAGAAACGAAGGGCGAAGCGACAACCCAAAGAAUCCACUAGAAUGGCGAGGUUCGUCUACGAUGAGUUUCAAGCCAUCAGCACACACAAACGGAGAGUAUUCAAAGAUGGAGAGAAGAAUCUGAGAUUUGCAGAAACAGAGUGUCGAUUCUGGCAGAAAAAGGCUGCAAUCGAAGAAAAGAAGGACCAAAAGUUUGUGGAGGCCGAGAGGCAACGCAAAGAAAUGGAGGAAGAACGACAAAUUUUUGGGACUUCUGGCAAAGAAUUUCUCCAGGAGUUGGAUCGACGGGCGCCAGAAAUAAGUGGCAAGAUUCGGCUUUACGAUGGCGUUCGAGGGAGUCAUGAAACGAGGGUUGAGAUUGAAGCUAGACGUCUCGAAAGCGAGAAUAAGUUCAAGAUUCUGGAGGCACGAUGUGCCUACCCAAAGGCCGUCAAGGAAACCAUACGGAGACUCAAUGCAUGUCUGUUGGAACGAGCGCCCAAAGACCCUCCACCACCGCGCCGAAGCAAACGAGUUAGUGAGGAUGCUCCUCCUGAACUUCAGCCAAAGAAACAAAAGGGAGGAUCCAACACAGGGGCGUCCACGGAAAAGGAUUCAUUGUCGUCAGAGUCAGCAGUGGCCAUUUCAAAUGCUACGGCGCAAGCUUUGCUGUCUCAAACAGAGUCCGACUUGGCAUCAAAAUCCUUCGAAGGAAACCAACAACCAGGAGCUUCUGAUAAUGGGAAAACAAAGCAGAAGAAAGAAAACAAACUUAACGUCGGUCAGUGGAUCUCACCAUCAUUUUGUGAAACUCUGAACCGCGCUUGGCUGGAGAAAGAUGCCGCGAGCAAACGCUUUGAUCUCUCGGCGUACGUCCCCCAACCAGGCGACACAGUCCUCUACUACCCUGCCGGCCACCGUGAAUUUGUCAAAGAGUUUCCGGACUAUCUGGGGAAGAAAUUGAUUUCUAGGGCACCUCUGUGGGAACGGGCGGAGAAAGAGCAACGAAAGUCAAAGAAAGCUGCCGAUGGAAAGGAAAACGACAACGAGCCGUCAGCAAAGUCGACAACAAACUCGUCGAAGAGAUGGUGGAACGAUGAAUGGAUAGAAGGGGUUGACCCGACGAAUGGAAAACUAGGACAUUACCCUAUUUUGUGUCGAGUCGACAAAACCCAAGCUGAGUUUCCACCGGACCCCACAAACAUGGUAGCCGACAAGGGCAGCAACACGUGGACAGAGACAACCGCUCAACCAAAAACCAAGGCGAAGAAGAAUGCAAAGAAGCAUGCUUUCCUUCGGCUUGCAGUAACGCUACGCCCCUUGACACCAGUGCUGCCUCCGUCAUGGACGGACAACGGUCCAACCGAUAAAGAAUCUCUGCCAACUCCUUCUGUGACUUUCACAGUUGUCACUUUUCCAGCGCCAUCACUGUCACCAUUCAUAGUACCGUUUGCAUGGACCUACAUUAGGAACCAUUUUUUGACAAUCAAUGAUACCGUCUCGGUACAGAGUACCAAAGAGGAAGAGCAAAAAGGAAAGAUCGCUGGUUUUGAUACUCUCGACGGAGACUAUGGAUCUUUUCGGGUUGAAGACAAAUCUCAUGUCUUUACCGAAAUAAUGCAAAGACGUGGAACCGACAACGUCGCAGCUUCAAAUGGCGGGAAAACGAAAGGUCGUCUUGGCCCGACACUACCGCCGCAUGAUACUGUUGUUAUUGGGCAAUUUCUGGCCAAUCUAUUGAAGCUUUCGAAUGUGGGGCAGGUUGCAGACCUUGCACAUAACAUUGACUUCGUUAACUUGAUUCGGUCAACUUUUCCUUUAUGGAAUGGCGUGUCUUUGCAAGCUUCCGUUUACGACAGAAGAACAUCUUGGGCACAUCCGUGGGACGUGAAGACAACUGGUUCCAAGAGGAAUCAAAGCCUGGCGCAGGGGAGCUUAAAGGAAUUUCUGAAUUUGGGUCUUCCAGUGACACUCGACAACGUGCUGCGCAUGAAAAUUGAAUGCACCAUUGAAGACAAACUGAAGGCAAACGGUGAACCCGACUCGGCAGAAUGGUUUAAAGAUCAGGUCACCGAAGACAUUGCGCCUGCGUACGGUUGUGCUGUGCCGAUUACUGUUUCGUUCUCGCGUAUCCUGACCCGUCUCAAGCAGCAGAAGCAGAAUGGAACUUCCGAAGAAGAUUCCAAGUGCUACUAUCGAAGCUUCGAAGCUGUCAUGGCAGACAUCACUGCCAUACAGGACAAUUGCAGCCUGUACAACACGCCUGAUUCUGUGGUUGUGCAAGCUGCAAAUGAAGUUGUCCCUGCAGUGAAAAAGCUUCUCUCUUCUGUACUGGAUGGACAUCUAAAGGAACAACGUGAGAAGCUGCACGCCGAAAAUGAGAAGAGGAAAUUUCUUGCCUCUGUAGUAGCUUCAAAUGCGGGUGCCGACCAAGAGAAAGAGAAAGCACAAAACAAACCACUUGACCCAUUCAUGUUUCCCUACAAGGGUCCACUCUAUCGUGAUUGGCUGCAAGCCACGACCCCCGAUGUCUCAUGUCAAUCUGGGCGCGGUUGCUUCUCUCAAUGGGUGCCCCAGACAGGUGAUACUGUGUUAUACGCUCGAGAGCUCCACUUGAAAUUUGUGCAAGCUCACUACGACUCGCUCGUGGCAAAUCAGCGUCAGAUACCACCAUCGGCUUCAAAUGGCGAUCAAGCUCCAGGAAUCCAAAGCGAAACCGAGAGGAAGUUGAAUGAGCCGUCUGAGUGGGUGGCAGCGACGAUUGUCAGCGUACAAUACGAAUUUCCCAACAAACCACCCAAGGACGCUGAAGGUUGCUUUGAUACAGAAGCAGCGCUGCUGGCUAUUGGGUUGAGGUUUCCCGACGCGAAUGGCACCGCAAUAGUUUACUGGCGGCCAUGCAUGUUCCUGUGCAAAAAUGACGGGGGAGAAGCCAACACCUCUGGAACCUGCAAAUUUUGUGGGGUUCGAUAUUCAACUUCGUUCUUGUGCCCUUCGUGGUGCGACCACUUUGGGAAACAGUUAGCGGAUAUCCUUCCGUUUCGAGCGUCUAGGCCGUCGGGAAUGAAAGAUGACGAGAAAUACACAAUUGGACGAUCGUUUGACUUGCUGAAGCUAAGAUGCGUUGAUAACGCCCCCUUCUUGGAUCCAGACCUUACCACGGAAAGAAUCAAACAAGGGUUUAUGCCCCGAGUCUUCAAGGCUUGCCAUAAACCGAUUCCCACAUUCGAGACCGCCUUUGUGGCUGAAUCCUCCGGCAAUUUAAAUGAAGGCGUCAUUGACGUGAAGGGCGUGAGCAAUAAAUCGGUUUCGACACUACUCGAGUCAAAUUUUCUCCCUCCUUGGAUGGUUCUAAAGGCUGAAGAGCCUGGGACGAAAAAGACCGCAAUUGGAUCCCUGGAGGCUUCCGUUUCGCCCUGUCCAAAGCUGUCGCUGGAACUUAUCUCCUUGAGAAUACGAAAUGGGUGCUACCGACAAAAAGAAGCCAUCGAGAGCGACAUUCUAGAAGCAUACACUACGUCGAUUUUGUGUGUUUUGGCGCAUCCAGCAAAACGGAAGAAGAACCCCAUAUCAAUCAAGAAAAUUUGCACUGUCCUCUCGUCGAGGAAGCACGAUGAAAGAGGAAACACCAAGAAUGGUGGCAAAGGCAGCAAAACCAAUGCCGCCACCCAAAAUAUUGCGCAAAAGGAGAAGAGCCCCAAAAAGGCAGCCUCGAGUCAAAAAACCAACGGACAAAAGGGCAAGAACCCCAAAAAGGCAAACGACGUUCAAACGGCAAGCAAUGAAACUGAAGAGAAACAACCAAAGCCGAAUGGUCGAAAGGUCCUGACUGAUGAGGAAAGUGAGCUGCUCGAGCGAUGCGGAAAAAUUCGAUUGUUGUACGCGACUGCGUUGGUUUGUGUGUCCGAGGUGACGCAUGUCAGCCACCUGGUUGGGCUCAAGAAUCUCAAGGUGUCUCGACAACAAUUGCGCUCGGAAAUGAUUAUCAGCUCACGUCACCACGUGGAGGCUGCUAAGGCUCGAAAAGAUCUCCUUGGAUUGCUUGAUGCCAUUAAGCGUGACAUAUGCGACAACAGAUACCCUCUUCUACCGCAACAUCGUCCGAAGGUAAACGUAAAAUUCCUUGUUGCCGGCAAGCCUGUCGAGCGGGAAAAGACUCCAGUGGUCCCGGUGCCCUAUGUCCCAGUUGCGGUGUCAUCAGCAACAGCAAAGGAAGACACGAAGCCCGCAGCGGCUGAACCGUCUGUUCCGACGCCGUCAACAAGCGAAAAACCACAACCUGCUUCUUCAUCAACAGCUGUCGUGAAGUCGGUGGCUGCGGAAGCACCAAUCUCCUCUGGUCUCGAAAACGGAACAAAAGGCAAAGUCUCAAGAAGCAGUGCAGCACCCGCCCUCGCUCGAGACUCAGUUACGUUUGAAAUUGGCGACUUUGAGAACGAUAGUGCGCUGUCUCGGCUCUGUUUUGGUAGAGAGAACAGGAACAACCCAUGUGCAAGGUGCUCUUUAGCGAGGAAAAGCUUUGUGUCAUGUAGAGUGAUCAAGGCCCACUCCAAUGUCGACUUCGACUUGGCAGCAUGCCUUCGUGAUGCUGGCGGUCUUGAUGCUCUAUUGAGAACUCUGCUGCAUGAGCCACCGCCCCCAGGUAGUGCUGCUGUACACCUCUUCGCUACUACUGGCGCUACAAGCACAAACACGACGCAAGAGAACCAUAUCGGCGGUGUCGCAGAGAAACCAGCAGAUGAGACUACUUCAUUGUCCAAAGCCAACACAAGCAGUGAGAGCCAGGAGGCAUCAUCGGGGCCAAAGUCUGAACCCACGAAGAGUGCUUCGGAGCACGAGGGGGCUGAAGCAAAGCAAGAACCGACGAAGAGCGCUGCGACUGGAGAUCAUGUGCCAGAGAACAAGGAGGGAGAGAAAAACGAUGCGGAUUCGAGCGUUCCUGCGCAGGAACAAAGUGUUGCCAAGGAUGUGAGCACGGCUAUUCAAAAGGAAACUACUAAGCCAGAAGACGAGGUUGUUAAGGACGUUAAGGACAGAUUCUUCAACCGCAAAAAGUAUCAGGAAGCUCAGGCUCUGCAAGCAGAAGCGAAGCAAAUUCUCACAUCGGCUACGCUCUACCGUGAUGCUCCUGCACGUCUUAGUGACGUUUUCAUGGACGAGAACUUCCCUGUAGAUCCUUCAGACGGAAAGUACGCUUUCUGUGUUGUUUGUGGCCUUGACGGGGGUAUGAUAUGCUGUGACACGGAAGGCUGUCCGACUGUCGUCCAUGUGAAAUGCACAACAAUGACCGAAGUGCCAGAGGGGGAUUGGUUUUGCGACAAGUGCAUCGGCAAGCGAAGUGGCGACAGUAUCGGCGAGGUAGAUGACUCGUUGAGGUCUGGCACGAAUAAGAGCGGUCAAUUUGAUUCAAAGGCUGAGGUUUCUGGUCACAGCAAACCUGAUGUUUUGAGCCAGGAUUCGCGAGAGAUUGUGCCGUCUGAGGCGAAAACGAGUGACUCUGAAGCCUCGGCUCCUCUGGUACAGUCUUCCUGCCAUGCCCCUGCCAACCCUGCUUUUGUUAUGCCCCCGUUGGUUCCGUUUGACGACGCCAAGGCCACGAAAUUGGCAGCACGGUUGGAUCAACUCUUCUAUCUCCGCACCGGGCACCACCGAAAAAGUAGGUCUGAGGAGGUUUCUGAAGCCAAAUCAAAUGCCAAGGCGGAGGUCAACCCUGAAUCGAAAGACGAGGCGACUGAGAAAAAGCCUGAAGCCAAAGAGGAGGCGAAAGAGAAGGAAGAGCCAUCGAAGGAGGUGGAGCAAGAAACAAGAGCCGAGGACGGAAUAAUCCCCGUUGGGACGGUGUUCGAGAAGAAGUUUCGAGGACACGGCACCUUUGAAGGAAGAGUUAUUCAGUUGCCAACUGAGGAUCACCAGUACUACAGAGUCAAAUAUUCAGAUGACGAUGAAGAAGAUUUGACGCCGAACCAAUUGCUACGUCUUCUCCAGAGCAAGUCGAAGAAGCCUUCAUCCAAGCAGAAGACUGUUGCAAAAAGCGGCGGCGAAGACAAGAAGAAGCGAGGACGCCCGAGGAAGCGACCUCUCGAGGAUUCGAACGAAGGCCCAGAAUCGUCGAAGGAAGCUUCAGAACCUGCUCCAAAGAAGCGAGGAAGGCCCAGAAAGAAUCAGGACGAAUCAAGCGAUACCGAUGAGGUUAUUAUUGUGCAUCUGAAACCGCCAACAACGGCAACGAAAGAAACGACAAACGGCAAGAGUGUAGACGGCAAGCCCGAAACGGUGUCGGAAGCCGAAAGCAAGGAACAACCCAAGGAGAAGGCCGAUGGCGUCAUGGAAACAGGAACACCAUCUUCUGAAGUCACACCGGAUUCACACACACAGCCGUCUGAUGCUGACGUUGCAAGCAACGAAAGAGUCGAUGACAAGUCCACACCUUCGAGGAGCGGGCGCAGGAAGAGGAGCAAGCCGGACCGGUUUGUCGAUCGUUACGCCAUAUGAUUUUGUGGCUGCAAUGGAAGUAUCUAUCAAUCUGCGGCUGAAAAUGCGGGAACUAUUUGCCUCGUCCUCCGUCACGGUUGAUGCAUCAUUCAUUCAGUCAAAGAAGCAAUAAGUCUAACAAGAAUUACAGUGCUACUUUUCAAUUGGUGAGGUUGGUUGGUGCUGGACCGUACCGGUGUUAGUUGCACUAAGCUCUCUUAUAGUUUACUUGCUAUUGAGAUACAGGCAGCUUCGGUUUUAAAGAUUAAACGCGUGCCAGGUUUUCUCUAACACUUCUACGAGAGCUCGAGUAGAUGUGUACCAUGAAGGUCGGCACGCGUUUGCAUCAAUAAAAUCGAAGCUGCUCGUACUACUGAAAAAGUGGGUGGGCUACCAGUUUUGCUACUGGCAUCAAAUUCUAGUACAGAGGUACAGGUUGAAUCCCUAAUCGCGAAUCCCCAACACACUCCUGUGGUCGUCGAGCUUGUCCUAGUCGUCGACCAUGCUUACUUACUUACUCCGCUUAGCGCUCCUUCUUUGAACGGACCUUCUUGUCCGGCCGUGACCCUCCUACUGAGUGCCCUGGCUCUGAGUGUUCCACAACACCCAUCAACUUGUCCACAUUCUGUUUGAACAGUCGACCUUGGUUCGGCUUCGUCCAGAAGUCCGCAACCAUAUCAUCAGUUGGACACCAGUCCACACUGAUCUCCUUCUUUGCGACUCUGUCGCUCACAAAGAAGUACCUAAUGUUGAUGUGCUUCGUUCGUUUACUACUAGAAGCUUUGCCGUUCUUCUCUAGAAGUAUGGCACUCUUGUUGUCCUGAUAGACUAUAGUUUCUUUAACUACAUAGCCUUGCUCCCCACGGAACUGCCUCGUCCAAAG
Seminavis robusta is the source of this 8168-nucleotide messenger RNA. NCBI's taxonomy places the organism in Eukaryota, Bacillariophyta, Bacillariophyceae, Naviculales, Naviculaceae. The record is from the annotation of a GenBank genome assembly.